CCUGACUCUUUCUCUCCCCCCUCUCCCACCCUUUGUUCCCCCUUCUUUAAAAAUGCUGUGUCUGCACGUCCCUCCCUCAUAUCGUCUGAGGCCUGGCUUCAAGGAUGGACUGUGCACUUCUGCUGCUGUCCCUGUGGGCUCUUAUUGGAGCAGUGUCCCCGCAAGCUUCAGGGUCGUGUCCGGAGAGACUUCUGGGAGAGGAGAGGAGGAGGACGUGUCCUCGGCCCUGUAAAGUUGACAAAGACUGCGGUAACAAGCGCCAGUGUCUGUGUGACGGCCAGUGUGGUCUCAGCUGUGUGGCUCCAGGUCGUACUUGUCCCUGGCCUCUACCCCCCAGUGAAAACUCAGAAGCUCGCCUCCUCUCUCCCACUCACUCCUUUUCUGCCCUACUUGAAGUGCGCUGCAAGCCUGGAUUCAUGUUGCCCAGUGGCUUGGAUGUCACUAUUCGCCGUUGUCAAGGUGACCGACAGUGGAGCGGGAGUGAGCCCAUCUGCACAGAGACUCAGUCACCCGAACCUGCUGCUGCCCAAACCUGCCCUCUGCCUGAGGAAGUCAUCAACACCUUCAGCAUCCAGGGUGAAGCUACUGUAGGAACUUCCAUCCGCUACAGCUGCUUGUCUGGAGCGGAUAUAGUGGGGAGCAGUGAAAAUUUCUGUCAGGAUAAUCAGACCUGGCAGUAUCCUCAUCCCAUCUGUAAAAAAGUGUACUGCCAGCCACCUCGAGAGGUGGAGCAGGGUUAUGUGGUGGCUGUCCAGAAGACUGAAUAUGAAGUUGGCUUUGACAUCCACUAUCUCUGCAAAAAAAACUUCCUCCUGGAUGGACCCCAGAAGGUCACCUGCCUGUCAAAUGGCAGCUGGAGUGCAUCACCUCCAUACUGCAGAGCUCGCUGUCUUGUCCCGGCUGAAAGAAGCCGUGUGCUGAUUGGUGGAGUGAAGCGCUGGCCGUUUGACGUUACAGAUGCCAUGGUUCCUCACGGGGAAAAUGUGGCGUUCUACUGCAAACAUCCUCGCAAGCAGUGCAGUUUCACUGCUGUCCAGACCUGUUUUGAUGGAAAGCUGCAGCCACCAGACUGCUACCUUGAGCCCACGUGGUUGCAGUAUAAACUCUUCCCUCAUCGGCUCGUCUCAGAGAUUGAAGCCUGUGAGCCUGGUGAUGUGGAGUGAGGACCUGUGCGUCUGACCUUGACCCACCUAACACUCAUGACACUGUGUCACAAUAUGAAAACCUCCCGACACACACCAGCACCCGUCACCUUGGGCAGCCCUGCUCCACUCUGCAGCUUUGCUUUAACGUUAACGAUUAUGGUCAGUUAGACUCAAAAAUAUUUUUUUUACUGCUCUUGUGAAUCAGCAGGUUAAGCUGUCUAUCCUGUGCUUGUGGCCUCACAGCCUUCGUCUCUCUCCCCUGCACACUAUCAAACUGCAGGCACAAGUAUAAUCUCAAGUAUUACUUUGAUCCUCCUCCAGCUUGAGCCAGUGCGUUCUGUAGAUGCAAUCCAUAGGCCUCCAUGAUGAUGCAUUAAUACAUGCUAUACCUGUUAUGCUUGUGAUGUUACCUUUAUGUAGCCUAACUCAUAAUGACUUGACUCUGUGAUAUCUCACUGUGUGAUCUUUCUUUCCUCUGUUGAGCCUGACGCAUCAAGUCUUGAGGCUUGUAAGUUUUAACGAGGUGAGUGAUUUGAAAUAAAAUAAUGUC
Messenger RNA from Toxotes jaculatrix (banded archerfish), 1695 nucleotides. It is a transcript of the gene ntd5, whose product is annotated as ntl-dependent gene 5. The transcript has 8 exons. The coding region runs from base 105 to 1163 and encodes 352 amino acids. The record is from RefSeq and is a predicted model, not a curated record. NCBI's taxonomy places the organism in Eukaryota, Metazoa, Chordata, Actinopteri, Toxotidae. Gene Ontology annotation, molecular function: peptidase inhibitor activity. Gene Ontology annotation, cellular component: extracellular region.